Amoebophrya sp. A120 is the source of this 1194-nucleotide messenger RNA. The record is from the annotation of a GenBank genome assembly. Lineage: Eukaryota; Dinophyceae; Syndiniales; Amoebophryaceae.
CCGAACAACAUCGUUUUUUUGCAGAUGCUGCAUCGAUCUCUCGUGUUCGUGCUACACCAUGAAGUGAUCCACACACACCGAUCAAUCUAGCUGCUUCAUCAAGUCAGGAGGUGCCUCUGUUGCGUGUCCGGCCUGACACCAUUCACGUGGUACUUAAUGCAAGCAGAGACCUUUUGGCGGAUGGAUGCACACCGUCUCAACACCUCCUUGUGGACGGAUUUAUGGCCAUGCACGGAGGGGCGCGCGAGCGUCAUUGUUUUUCUUUUCAUUGUAAUGUGCUAGCGCCCAUUCUCCUUGUCACUCUUCAUUGGUUUGUCUUGAGAACGAUCUCUGACCAUGUGCGUGACCGUAAAGAAGAUCUAUUGAUUCGCAUCCCCGUCCGGCACUAUGAAGAUUUACUGCUGGCGGGAACGCUUUGAUUGACGACGGUUGUAACACCGACUGCCAGCAUCAGAUAAGAAAUCGCCGCGUGCGCUCUCGUUCCAGUCUUUUGCUUAUUGUAACGCUGCACGAACUCGGUCCUCGGUGAAACGUCCUUCACCGGCACGUUUACUUCGAACACACGAGCUUCUGACAAUGCCACACCUUUGCAAGCAAGGACUUCUUGCGACGCGCGGGCCUGUUGUAUGGAGCUCGAGGAUAUCGAGCCGAAGUAAUGUCACACUAUCUUGUGCUGCAACAUGAAUUCGUCGAUACAAACUCAAGAGUAAAUUAAUAGAUUACCACUUCCCCCAGAUAUACCUGUCAGGAACUGGUAAUACAUUGCUUAUUUCUCUAAUAUUUGCAUUUGAUGCAUUACUUCAGGUAGAGCAUCCCAAUCCUUAGCAAUACCUAGCAACAUGGCUGUUUAGUGCUUUGAUUGCGGCUGUUUUUUUAGUUUUACUAUAGGCUAACUUGGUUCGCUCUGCCGUAGUUCUCUGGAUGUUGGUUUUCCUUCAAUCCUUGAACCCGGUAGGGUAAAUCUCAUCUAAAAAAAAUGCGCUUCGUCGUGGUUCUCUCGAUGUUGGUCUUCCUCCAAUCCCUGAACCCGAAUUAAUGUUAAUGACGACAUCGUCAUGACCAGGUAAGGAAGGAUGGGAUGGUGCAGGUGGUCGAGUCCGAAGUAAAGGUAUAGCUGGAUCGAUCUGGUUAUCCUGAGUAAAAACGUACCCACACCAGAGUCAGGUUGGGGAUUUUGCAACACAAUCCUAGGAG